This is a messenger RNA of Mercurialis annua (annual mercury), 860 nucleotides long. RefSeq lists its product as uncharacterized. Gene Ontology annotation, molecular function: protein phosphatase inhibitor activity. Bases 168 to 647 code for a protein of 159 amino acids. Lineage: Eukaryota; Viridiplantae; Streptophyta; Magnoliopsida; Malpighiales; Euphorbiaceae. The record is from RefSeq and is a predicted model, not a curated record. Gene Ontology annotation, cellular component: cytoplasm. The transcript is spliced from 7 exons.
UGAAAGAACAAAUUGUGAAAAAAGAUCUGAAACCUUUUGUUGUGUGUGCGUGAUCUUCAGGCUUCAACUUUUCAGACAGAAUAACAAUUUUUGUACACUAAAACAAAAAUAGAGACAAUCGGGUGAACCGUUGUUGCUGCAGUGUGUUUUGACAGCUAAAUCAUCAAAUGGAUCAAGAAAUAAGCAAGGAUGAUGAUCAUGGUCUUACAGACAGAUUUAUUGUUGAUCAUGAUGAUGAUGAUGAUGAUCAGACGAUGAGAGAGGUUAAAGAUUUGGAUAAAGAUGGGCAAAUCUCAAUGCCUACACCUGAGCAGGAGGAGGAAGUGGUAAGGAAAAAGUAUGGAGGAAUGUUGCCAAAAAAGAAAGCAUUGAUAUCCAAGGAUCAUGAGCGGGCCUUCUUUGAUUCUGCUGAUUGGGCACUCAACAAGCAAGCUGCAGAGAAGCCUAAAGGACAGCUUGAAGCUCUCCUCCCAAAAUUACAGCCAACCCCACAUCACCAAAUGCGUUCAAGGCGCUUGGCUUAUGUUCAUGCUGAUGAUGCAGUUGAUAGCGGCAAUAAUCAUACCUCUGAUGAUGAUGAUAACAACAAGACACUGGAAGCUGCAAGUACGCAGUCUAAACAACAACCUGAGGAUUCAGUCGAUUGAGCUGUUGGUGUUGCCAACUAAGAUUGUGUUCUGAAACAUGAGAUUACUGGACGAUGAUUCAGGAGAUGCUCAUUAUAAUAAGUACUAAACGCUUCCAAGUUCUCUUAGAACAAAGGUCCUAAAUUAGUUCAUUUGUUUCAUUUCUACUUUGGUAACUGUAACAUGGCAUUUACUUUUGCUUCAUCGCAACAUGUUCUAAAGUUUAUCCUUUAA